GUGUUACUUAAAAACGAAGUUGCAGUACAGAGAGAGAGAGAGAGAGAGUAUUCGUGAAGAAAAUGGCCAUCUCUGUCUCUAACAAUUCCUACACGGAGGAGUCUCAAACUCCGCUAUUGGAAGGCACGGUGGCCGGAGCUGUUGACUACAAAGGCAACCCUGUCCUCAGAGCCAACUCCGGCGGUUGGAGGUCCGCUUCUUUCAUGCUAGGUGUGGAAGUGGCGGAGAGGUUUACAUACUUUGGAAUAAGCUGCAAUCUAAUAACGUAUUUGACGGAGCAACUAGGACAGUCCACGGUGACUGCAGCGGAGAACGUGAAUGCGUGGUCUGGGACCGCGCAGUUGCUGCCUUUAUUGGGUGCCUCUAUCGCUGAUUCUUUUCUUGGUCGCUACCGCACCAUAGUUAUUUCUACUCUUAUCUACAUCCUGGGACUAGGCUUGUUGACCCUAUCAGCUGUGCUUCCAUCUCUCGCUGAUUACGUUGACACCAACAAAUCCAUGUCAUGUUGUCCUAAGCUUAUAGUGAUUUUAUUCUUCUUCUCUCUAUAUCUAGUAGCAGUUGGGCAAGGAGGACACAAGCCCUGCAUUCAGGCUUUUGGAGCUGAUCAAUUUGAUGGAGAAGAUCCAAAGGAGCGGAAUGCCAAAAGCUCAUUCUUUAAUUGGUGGUUUCUUGGUGUAUGUGGGAGUGCCGCGGUAACAGUUUUGGCCUUAAGUUAUAUACAAGACAACCUUAGCUGGGGCCUUGGAUUCGGAAUCCCUUGCAUUUUGAUGAUAAUUGCACUGGUUAUCUUCUUGCUUGGAACUAGGACUUACAGGUACUGUAUCAAAAGGGAUGAGACAAGCCCAUUUGUGAGAAUUGGUGGAGUAUUUGUUGCCGCAGUUAGGAAUUGUCACACUACCCCUUCGACAAUAGCUAUUGAAGAGGAAGCUUGUGGAGCGUCACACCACAGCUCUGAACAAUUCAAGUUUCUUAAUAAAGCCUUGCUGUCUCCAGACCAUCAUAAAGAAGAAGGUAAGGUUUAUACUAUUAGUGAGGUUGAAGAAGCAAAGGCAGUUCUUAGGCUUUUUCCAAUAUGGGCUACAAACUUGGUAUACGCAAUAGUAUAUGCACAGGCCUCAACUUUUUUUACCAAACAAGGGGCUACCCUAGACAGAACACUUUUUCCAGGCUUUAAGAUACCAGCAGCUUCAUUACAGUUCUUUAUUGGCCUAGCCAUUGUUCUUUUCAUUCCUUUAUAUGACCGUAUUUUUGUACCUAUAGCAAGAACUUUCACCACUAAACCCUCUGGCAUCACAAUGCUACAGAGAGUUGGAAUUGGGAUGCUUUUAUCUGCUGCUUGCAUGGUAGUUGCGGCUCUAGUUGAAAUAAAAAGGCUUAAUACUGCUAAAGAACUUGGGUUGGUUGAUAGGCCAAAUGUGACUAUUCCAAUGAGUGUGUGGUGGUUGGUUCCUCAAUAUGUCUUGUCAGGAAUUGCCGAUGUUUUCACCUUGGUUGGUUUGCAAGAGUUCUUCUAUGAUCAGGUCCCAAGUGAAUUAAGGAGUGUGGGUAUUGCUCUUUACCAAAGUAUUCUCGGUUUGGGCAGCUUAUUAAGCAGCCUCCUUGUCUCAGUCAUUGAGGAAGCCACUGGUGGUUAUGGUAGAUAUAGUUGGUUUUCUAAUAAUCUUAAUAGGGCACAUCUUGAUUACUUUUACUGGCUACUUGCUGGACUCAGUGUAGUAGCAUUUGCUGCGUACUUGUAUUUUGCAAAAUCUUACAUUUAUAAGAGGCCAAGCACAAUGUAAAUAUAGUAUCAUUGCAAGUGAAGUUGUUGUAGCCAAAUAUAUGGAUGGGGAAGUACAUAAAAAUGCAGAUUUUAUCUCAUGAA
Messenger RNA from Quercus lobata, 1864 nucleotides. Its product is annotated as protein NRT1/ PTR FAMILY 5.10-like. The transcript has 4 exons. The coding region runs from base 63 to 1781 and encodes 572 amino acids. The record is from RefSeq and is a predicted model, not a curated record. Gene Ontology annotation, molecular function: dipeptide transmembrane transporter activity; tripeptide transmembrane transporter activity. Gene Ontology annotation, biological process: dipeptide transport; transmembrane transport. NCBI's taxonomy places the organism in Eukaryota, Viridiplantae, Streptophyta, Magnoliopsida, Fagales, Fagaceae. Gene Ontology annotation, cellular component: membrane.